GCCCGCGGCUCCUCCUCCUCGUCCUCCCGCGCGGCGGGGCACCGCCUCGGGGGCGCCGAGGGCCGCUCGCUCCGGCAACCGGCGCGCCCUCCCCACAUGCAGGUCGGGGCGGUGCCGCGGCCCCCGGGAGCCCCGGGCGGGACAGAAGGGUCUGAGGGGAGGCGGCCGUCAGUCCCGCGCCAUCGCCGGACCCCGCUGCAAACCGGGCGGCCGGAGGGCGGUGGUCCAAGGGUCCAGGGGCCUGUGGCGCCGCCGCGGCGCGCACCCGGAGGGGCAGCCGGAGCGCGAGCCAGCCGCCGCGGCCCCUGGGGGAGAGGCCGGAGCGCGCGACCUCCUUCUCCCGCUCCUCGUGCUUCACCUAGAGCACUCUUCGCCGCCCCUCACCCCACCCCUUUGGCGCACACCUCCCCACACGUACACACGCGCGCGGGCACCGCGCACUCACUCACGCACACCCCGAGUGGGUGUGAUCUCAGAGCCGGGAUGCGCUCUCGCGCCCGGAGUUCACACUGGGCCUCGACCAAAACCUCCAGAGCAGGCAAGCUGCCCUUUGGGCUACGCUAUUUAGGCAUGACUAAGAGAUAUUGUGAAAUUACAACCCAACAAUGCUUUGUGGGACAGGCGUUCCCAUACCUAAGAAAUUGUCCAGCGUUGAACCAGCAUGUCUCAAAAUGGCAUCUGCGGAUGAACUGCAGGCGGCUGGAGACAGAUUUGCUGACCUCUAAUUGUCGAGGGUUCCAGAGUGGCACAAACCCAUGGUAUUCAUCUGAACUCUUCCAAAUCCUAGAACGGGUCAUAGAAGGUGCUUCAUCUGUGAUGACUGAGUGAAUAAAAACACCCCAAGUCUAAUACAUAUUGGGCUGCUUUGCAGUGAUUGAAUAUGUCAAGUUCUUUUUACACCAAACACUCCUUGAAGACAGCGACCUUCUUCUCUUAUCCAUUCUCUUCACUUCACCCAAAGUGGGUCUUAACCAAUACUUGGUAAAUGUGUUAAUGUGUCCGAAUCCAGGCAACCCCAGAGCUAAUCUUUACUCAAGUGGGAAAGAAUCGGAAGGAGCAACUUCUUAAAAAAUUUUUUUAUUUAAAUGUAUUUAUGUUAUUUAAAUUUAUCUUUAGAGGUUUGGUGAAGAAUUAUUGGCAUGUAUUAAACGUCACAUACUUAAGUAGAACAGUCUGAUAUCAACUGAUGGGUAUUCAUCAUUGAAACCAUCACUUUAGUCAGAUUAUUGAAGAUAACCGUUAUGCUUCAUAUCAUCUUUUUUGACCCUUUGUUAUAUUUCACCUCCUCCUCUGCUUGGCCCUUGAACUAGCAAAUACUGAAGGCUCCCUGUGGGUAGGAUGAGAGCUUCACAGCCUCAUUUCUCUCAGGCAGACUGUCAUUGUAGCAAAACACCAAAAUAAGCCUUUCUAGCUCCUUGUGAAAUUUUGGACUUAGUACAUGUUUUGGAGGACAACUAAGGAAGGGGAAGAUGAUGCCUGACUUAGAACUCCUCUUUGACAGAAGCUACAAGGGAGGACAGAUUCCUUGAGAGUUAAGAGAAAGCCCUUGGUCUCUGGGGUCCUUUCUGGUUGGUCCCCAAGCCUGGAUUGAGUUCUCUCCCUACUCCUUUUUCUCCUUGGAGAAAAAAAUCUUAACUGAGCACAAGGUCUAUCUCUUAUUUUCAUGUGGAAAAUUAUUUUGUCCAUUUGACUUUCUACUUUGAGUAUAUAUCCCUUGGGAUUUAUCCUGAGUUAGAUAAUGACCUUACUUUAUAAUUGCUUUUAAAUAUAUAACUUAAAUUAAAAUCUUCUAGUAAAUUUCCCAGAGUUUCCUGGAAGCCCUUUUGUUUCUUUGAAUGACACAUCAUUAGCUUACCUGCCCUGGAGCAUAAAGUCACUCAUACAAGCAGCAAUCACCAAUAUUUCUAAAUCCAUUAUCAUAUCCUUUACAUUUCCCACAAGCCCUCAAUUACAUGUAAUACUUUUUUUUUUUUUCCCUCUUUUUCUAGGGCCGCUCCCGUGGCAUAUGGGUGUUCCCAGGCUAGGGGUCUAAUCGGA
Sus scrofa (pig) is the source of this 2037-nucleotide messenger RNA. The record is from RefSeq and is a predicted model, not a curated record. NCBI's taxonomy places the organism in Eukaryota, Metazoa, Chordata, Mammalia, Artiodactyla, Suidae.